AUGGCAUCUGGGCCGUCAAGGACCGAGACAAGCUGUGUGAGAACCGUGUGCAGCCACGUGGCUCCUCUGGCUAACAGGAAUUAUGCCCGUGGAUUCUGCCGGUGGGGCCACAGCUGCCGCUUCUCACAUGACAGAAAAUCAGGCCGGGUCUGCAGGUACUUCCAGAGUGGGUUUUGCCGUUAUGGAGAGCAGUGCAGCUACCAGCACAUCCAGGAGGAAGCAGCACCAGAAGGGACCCAGUAUGGUCUGAUGCCCCGCCGCCCCUGCAGCCAGGAGCCUGGCACUGAGCCCACAGCUGUAGACCAGGACCAGGGGGGAGCCCAGUGCUCGGUCCACCCUGCCCACAGCAUGACAUGUGCGGCCUCCAAGCUCCCCAGAGUGAAGGUAGAAGUGGAACAGAAAGACAAGAACAUCCCAGCACUUGGUAACAUCACCUGUGAGGCCAUCAGUGGAGAAUUUGUUCCCACAAAAGCCCAGGGUGCCUCAGACUCCCAACCACAAGAGCCAGCACUGGAUCCGGACUCUGCUGACCCCACAGAGGCAGUUUUGGAGACAACCCCCCCUGCAAAGGUCCCUGCAGAGCCAGGUGCUGUGGCAGCCCUGGCCACCACCACGACGCUGAGAGCCCAGAGCGAGGCUGUAGUGUGUGGGAUCUGCAUGGACAGGGUGUACGAGAAGGCACUGCCGGAGGAGCGGCUCUUUGGGAUCCUCCCGAACUGCAGCCACGCGUACUGCGUGGGGUGCAUCCGCAGGUGGCGGCGCAGCCGGGACUUCCAGAGCACCGUCAUAAAUGCCUGCCCAGAGUGCCGGAUCACCUCCAGUUACUACAUCCCCCACAAAUACUGGAUCUCAGAUGUGGAUGAGAAAGAGGAGCUCAUCAGAACCUUCAAGGCACGGACAGGGAAAAUCAGGUGCAAAUUCUUCGCCCGUGGCCACUGCCCUUUCAGAUCAGAGUGCAUCUACCUGCACGAGCAGCCUGCCUGCCGGCCACGGCGGCACAGACGGCGGCGGCGGCCAAGGAUGCCCGCAGUGUUCAUCCCUUUUUCCUCGGAGAGCUCUGAUGAGGAGGAUGAGGAGUUGAGCGCGCUCGAUUGGGCUCUUACUGUGGCCUUGCUGGAGGAAGAAUAUCCCGACAGAGAGUGUGAACGCGAGAUGUUUCUCCACGAGAUACUUCUCACAGUCUUCAGUGAUUCCGACUGAGCCGCAGGGGCCUGGGUGCUGCUGGUGGCUGGGACACAUCUCCG
This is a messenger RNA of Catharus ustulatus (Swainson's thrush), 1244 nucleotides long. RefSeq names its product E3 ubiquitin-protein ligase makorin-1-like. The transcript has 8 exons. Gene Ontology annotation, biological process: protein polyubiquitination. The record is from RefSeq and is a predicted model, not a curated record. Gene Ontology annotation, molecular function: metal ion binding; ubiquitin protein ligase activity. NCBI's taxonomy places the organism in Eukaryota, Metazoa, Chordata, Aves, Passeriformes, Turdidae. The coding region runs from base 1 to 1200 and encodes 399 amino acids.